AUGAUCUCAGUUGGAUUUAACGCAGCUGCAAGUGUGAGAGUGAGCAAUGAAUUAGGAGCAGGAAAUCCAAAAUCAGCCUCAUUUUCUGUGGUGGUGGUGACUGUGAUUUCUUUUAUAAUAUCAGUUAUAAUAGCGCUUUUGGUGAUUGCAUUAAGAGAUGUCAUUAGCUAUGUCUUUACCGACGGAGAAGAGGUUUCUGCUGCUGUCUCAGAUCUUUGUCCGCUCCUUGCCCUUUCCAUUGUCCUCAAUGGCGUUCAACCUGUCUUAUCAGGGGUGGCGGUUGGAUGUGGAUGGCAAAGUUUUGUUGCAUAUGUAAAUGUUGGUUGUUAUUAUGGAAUUGGUAUACCUUUGGGUUCUGUUCUUGGAUUCUAUUUCAAAUUUGGUGCCAAGGGAAUAUGGUUGGGAAUGUUAGCUGGGACGGUUUUGCAAACAAUUAUUUUAGUGUGGUCCACAUUUCGAACAGAUUGGAGUAAUGAGGUUGAAGAAUCAAGAAAGAGGUUGAACAAGUGGGAGGACAAGACUGAUGAGACACUCCUUAAGAACUGA
Lathyrus sativus (Indian pea) is the source of this 546-nucleotide messenger RNA. Lineage: Eukaryota; Viridiplantae; Streptophyta; Magnoliopsida; Fabales; Fabaceae. The record is from the annotation of a GenBank genome assembly.